This is a messenger RNA of Candidozyma pseudohaemuli, 885 nucleotides long. RefSeq lists its product as uncharacterized. The record is from RefSeq and is a predicted model, not a curated record. The transcript has a single exon. Bases 1 to 885 code for a protein of 294 amino acids. Lineage: Eukaryota; Fungi; Ascomycota; Pichiomycetes; Serinales; Metschnikowiaceae.
AUGGCGAUUGAAGAAAAACGGCUGGAUGAUUCCUCAAAAGAGCCUACUAUCAACAAACCCGUGGUCUUGGCUCUUUUAUCGACUACCCUAUUCUCGUUAAAAGUCUACCUUCCCAGGGUUGACCAGUUCCUUGUUGUGUCCCCAGAACUGGGCAUGAUACACACGACUUACAUCCCUUUUUACCAUGAAUUCCCACUACUCGCCUUGCUUUUCACAAGUUUUGUACCAUAUACUUUCCUUUCUGACUUCUUCGCUUGUGUUGGACAUUUUUACGGGAAUAAAAGAACCAUUCUUGGUGGUUUCUGCUUCGUGGCACUCUUGCCUCCUUUCGUGAGGACUUCGUGGUCCCUCCACUCUCACAUUCUUUACACCAUUGCAAUCUGCAUCCAGCCGUUCUCUUUGCUACCUCUCAUUGGUGCAAAACAGCUUAUCCAUCAGCUUUACGAGGUCAAUGGCUAUGCAAUGGAGAUCUUGACUUUCAUCGCAUUGGAUGUAGCGACACUGGUGAAUCGCCGAGUAAACAUUCCACCUGAAUGGGAAAAUCUUGCGAUGUUCGGCUACAGUCUCGUGCUGUGUCUUUUGUUUUAUUUCUUUCUUCCUGAUAUUCGUGGCACGAGCGAGAGACCAGCUCUCGUCGAGUUUGGGCCUCAAUUGACUGGGUUCGUGGGCUUCUUGAUGGUCAAUCUUUACUGGAUCUACAAUAUCGAUUAUAUUGAUGAAGAGAAGGUCUUCACUGUUCUGGCCAUCUGUGUUGCUCUUGACUACUUGUUUUGGAGAACAUUGAGCUAUGGAUACCCGUGGUCCUGGUGGUCUAGACGGAAGGAGCUGAAUGAGGGAAAGGAUGAAGAAGAACCAGUCAAAACGGAUGGAGAGGCUGCCAGCUGA